GCUAUGCGUCAGUGCUUAGGGGCUGUGCGAGCAUUUUCAUGUGUUUGGUGAAAUUUACGGAUAAGAAGCAGCUUUAAUUAUAAGGGUUGAUGAUCAGGGUAGUCAUGAAGAGUUUGCACGCGGUGGUGCACGAGGCUGCGGCCAGUCACGGCUCUAAAACUGCCGCCGUGUUCGACACCGGCGCGUCGCCUGCUGUUCGCUUGACCUAUGAUGAACUCGCUGCUUUAGGAGGCGAGCUGUGCAGAAACCUGCAGGGAACAGCAGGGAAGAACGAACAGUUUAUCGGUGUGUUCUGUGAUGUGAACAUCUUCCUCCCGGUCUGGAUCUUUGGUGUCCUGCAGGUGCCUGCUGCCUAUGUUCCUCUGGACCCGGUCUCACCACCUCUGCUUACCAUGAGAAUAAUGGACAGAUGUCCUUUGAAGUUCUGCUUGAUACAGAGCACUUUGCUGCAGCAAUUUCAGAGUGCCUUUUCCAGUUUACUGUCAGUAGAAGUGUUUGCAGUCUGGUCAGCACUUCAGCUUACUUUAGUAAAGCUUCACAAAAAUCCACCAACCUCGCCUGAAGCAAGCGAAAGACGGCCGACUGAAGAUAAUCCGCCGUUAAAGCUCAAACAGGAGGAAAAGCAGCGUCUCAGCGCUGAUGAUGGUGGAAAGGAAGACCGGGCAGGAGAGCUGGCAUACGUUCUGCACACAUCUGGAACAACUGGACUUCCUAAAAUAGUAAAAGUUCCACACAAGUGUAUUGUGCCUAAUAUAGUGCAUCUCAGCUCUUUAUUUCAGGUGACCCCAGAUGAUGUUGUGUUCCUCGCAUCACCUUUAACUUUUGACCCUUCAGUGGUGGAGAUGUUUUUGGCCCUGGCUUCUGGAGCUUGUCUUCUGAUGGUUCCCUCCGCUGUGAGAAGGAUGCCUGCGAGACUAGCUAACGUGUUGUUCAGACGAAACACCACCACGGUUUUACAGGCCACUCCGACUCUGAUGAGGCGCUUUGGGGGACGUGUCCUGAAGGAGGAGAUACUCAGUGCAGGCUCCUCGUUGAGGGUGUUGGCUUUGGGGGGAGAGGUUUGUCCAUCGCUAUUCCUCCUCAACAGUUGGAGAGGAGCGGGCAACAAGACACACAUUUAUAACCUCUACGGCACCACAGAAGUGUCCUGCUGGGCUUGUUACUACAAACUGCCAGACGAUCUCACAGUCUCCUCAGACCACAUGGACAGUGGGUCUGUGCCUCUGGGAGAGGCGCUCAUGGACACUGCUGUGGAAGUGAGAGAUGAGAAUGGACGUCUGGUCACUGAAGGAGAGGGACAAGUCUUCAUAGGUGGUCAGGAGCGGGUAUGCUUACUAGAUGAUGAGACGCUGACUCCUGCCAAAGGAGUGAUGCGUGCUACAGGGGACUGGGUGAUGGUGCAGAACUCGCACAUCUAUUACUUGGGUAGAAAGGACCGACUGGUUAAACGUCAUGGUCAGAUGCUACACUUGGAUGCUUUACAACAGGCCAUGGAAAGCCUGCCUCAGGUAGAAGCCGGUGUGGUGGGUCUGCACAAGAGCAGCAGAUUGGUGGCUUUUGUGGUGCCCAAAAUUUACACAAGAACCCUGUCGUCUGAACACAGCAGCAACCAAGAACAGCACAUGCACAGCUCCACUAACAACACUGAAAACUCCCAUGUUUCCUCCAGAGCUGUAGAGAUGGAAGUGCUUAAAGGACUGUCUCAACUUGUGCCCAGUCACAGCAUUCCAGAUUCUCUAUUACUGAUCCCCGCCCUGCCGCUCACUAAUCAUGGUAAAGUGGCCAUGGAGAAGCUGAUGAGGAUGUAUGAGAGACAGAGAGAGGCUAAUGGGAAGCACACUAGAACGGGAGACAUGGAGACUGUGAGAGAAAGACUCCAGGCACUGUGGAAGGAAUGUCUAGGACUUUGUGAUGACGGAGCUGUCGCAGACGAUGCACACUUCAUGUUAAGCGGUGGGGAUUCUCUCCAAGCGCUGCGCCUCUUCGAUUACAUCACGGUUACCAUGGAAACCGCUCCUGCAGGUCUGCUGGAGGUCAUCCUAGAUGGCUCUUUUUCAGAUGUCCUAAAACACAUCACAGCAACCCGCCCAAAUCCUAUCAAGACAUCAGGCAAGAGACUAGCUGAAGAUUCUACAUCUGUUGUUUCGACUAAGAGGAGAUACCACACAGAAGCUGAUGCGAACUUUGACCCUGAGGGGAUUUUGCCACCUGUGGGGUCUUCAGAGAGUGGCAAAAAGAGAUUUGUUGUUGUUCGUAGAGCUGGGGAUGUUGUAUUUUGGGAUAACUUUCCAAACAGAGAGCUUAUAACAAAUUCAAAAGGAGAAAGUGGCAACAUGGACAGGAAACGUGAGGAGUGUCCGAGUGCAGAACUCAGCCCUUUAUCUAUAAGCAGAAGAAGUCUGACCGCCACGAAUAGUUCCUCUCUAAGACCCACAGACAUGGAUGUUCCAGCAGAGGAUGGACAAAGCAGUGGUGUUACUUCACAAGCAGACAUUAGAAAAGACAUCCAACCCCUGGGCCUGCAGCUACGUUGGAGUUCGGACACGGGCAGAUGUGUGGACGCUUCACCUGUGCUACUGGUUGGCCCUGAGCGAAACACUGUGUUUAUUGGCUCUCACUCUCACAGACUACAGGCUCUGGACCUCAGCAGUGGAGAGGUGGUGUGGGAGCGUGUGUUAGGGGACAGACUGGAGUCUUCUGCUGCUGUCUCCAAAUGUGGGACUCUGGUGGCAUUAGGGUGUUAUGACGGACAGGUAUAUUUCCUGAGCGUGGAUUCGGGUGAGACGCACUGGGUGUUUAAGACAGGAGACACAGUGAAGAGUUCUCCUGCUGUAGAUCCUCAGACUGGCCUGGUUAUCGUCAGCUCCCAUGAUGGACAUGUCUACGCGUUAGAACCUCUGGUGAAGCGGUGUGUGUGGAAACACUAUUGUGGAGGUGGUGCAGUGUUUUCUUCCCCCUGUGUCCACUCCUCGCCCAGACGGCUAUACUCAGCCACUCUAAGAGGGCAGCUCCAUUGUCUUAGUCCGGACAGCGGUACACUCUUGUGGACGUAUUCCACUGAUGUUCCGUUUUUCUCCUCUCCUUCCUGUUCUGACUCCUGCGUCUGUGUGGGUUCAGUGAAUGGACACAUCACUGCAUUAAGCCAUGAUGGAAAUGUGUUAUGGGAUUUCCUCACCGAUGGACCCGUCUUCUCAUCGCCGUGCCUGACCUCAACCAGAUCUGACGCGCAUGACGGUUUCACGACAUUGUCUCCAUCUUGCCCAGCUGUUUUUUGUGGAUCGCACGAUUCCUCUGUAUACUGCAUCGACUCUGCUAACGGCUCGUUACUAUGGAGAUUCCGAACCACAGGCAAGGUGUAUUCCAGUCCGUUUGUUUUUGAUGGAUCUCCCUGGGGCGUGAGAACCCUGGUAGCCAUAGCGUCAACUGACGGAACCUUGUGGGUACUAGACGGAGAACAGGGAACAGUGAAAGCCUCUUUCCUCUUACCUGGAGAACUCUUUUCCUCUCCUGUGGUGUGGGGUCACGCUAUAGUUCUGGGAUGUCGGAACGACUACGUCUACUGCUUGGAACUGACUAUGAGGACAGAAUAACUAAAGCAUCUCUUAGUGUAUAUGUUUGUAUAUGUUUUACUGGCUGUAAUAUAAUGUGUAUAUAAAACUAUUUAAAUGAAAUUUUUUACAGAUGUUCAUAUUAUUUAUAUAUAUAUAUAUAUAUAUAUAUAAGAUAUUUUUCUGGGCAAAAACAGGCAUUUCAACUCCAGACAUCGAACAUCUGUCGUUAAUGUUUUGUUUUUUCCUUUGUGUUACUUAAUGAGGACCUUUUUUGCAAAUGGAGCAAAUAAAAAGUGCAAGUACCAACA
Messenger RNA from Hemibagrus wyckioides, 3859 nucleotides. RefSeq names its product aminoadipate-semialdehyde dehydrogenase (gene aasdh). The transcript has 14 exons. The coding region runs from base 90 to 3590 and encodes 1166 amino acids. Gene Ontology annotation, molecular function: protein binding. Gene Ontology annotation, biological process: amino acid activation for nonribosomal peptide biosynthetic process. The record is from RefSeq and is a predicted model, not a curated record. NCBI's taxonomy places the organism in Eukaryota, Metazoa, Chordata, Actinopteri, Siluriformes, Bagridae.